GUCAGAGCGUGCCUUGGGAUCCACACGAGCAACACAAAGUAUCGGAGUCUAUUACGGCACUCUACUACGAGGGCAAGGAGCACCCACGGAAGUCGCCCCUGCAGGAUUACUUCACGGAGGUUCACAUGGGGAGUUGAAGGACCAGCAUGAAGCGAAGUCAGUUAAAUAUGUUAGCAUCCCCGGGUUUUUGGUUACUUGUAUUUUUGUGCGUAACUGAUUCAUCUCGUGCUGCACCUCGCACCGGGGAUAACAAUGACUCGCCUAUCUCAAGGCGUCCGCGUGCGGUCUCCAAUGCGCCUUUGGAACUGUACAACACCACCACAAUGCCAAACCACUUACCCGAUGAUAAACUAGGGAUGUUAACUGUUUCUGCCUUCUCCAGAACAACUCCGACCACCAAGACCCUAGGAGAAGCUAUGACCCCGUCCCUGACAACCACCCUUGGCACUUUUACAGAGUCCACUAAAACAAUGGAACCUACAGUAAAACGCAGGGACGUAACCGCAAACAUUAAAAUCACAACAGAGGCUGAAGCAGUUGGAACUACUACUAUGUACCCACGUAUUUCAAGUGCCUUACCGAGCAUUACUGGAAAACCAGCUGAACACUCGACCCCCUCCGUGCCAUCCAGUACGGAGAUCCUGAAAAGCACUGCCGUGCCACCUGUCCCCACUACUAUGGACAAUAGGCAAGAUCUCGGAUGCAACUGCAGCGCUGAGGGCACGGUGGACUGUAACCUGGAGACGGCCCAGUGCGUCUGCCUGGAGGGCUACGCGGGCCCGCAGUGCGACGGGUGCGAGGAUGGAUACUUCAACAACGGCUCCACCGGGUGCCUGCCCUGUGGAUGCGACUCCUUCGGAGCGGUCAGCACUCUUUGUGACAGCUCGGGCAUGUGCCAGUGUAAAAACGAGGCGUGCGGGACAAAUGAUGAUUGCCACCUGGCUAGCUUCCACUUCAGCAGCACGGGUUGCCAGCCAUGCCAGUGUAACAACCACAGCAACUACUGCCACCCCCAGUCAGGCAUCUGCGUCAACUGCCAGGGCAACACCAAAGGCCCCGCCUGUGAGGAAUGCAAGUAUAAUUUCUACCGGACGCCCGGCUCGCCGCUCACAGACCUCUGCACUCCCUGCCCUUGUUCCAGCGUCACCUCCACGGGCAGCUGUCACCUCGACGAGAGCCAUACUCCGGUGUGUGACCAGUGCAAGCCUGAGUACCAGGGCCCAAACUGUGAGCAGUGCCGCGAUGGCUUCUACAACGCAGACAGCAUCUGCCUGCCGUGCAACUGCAGCGGGAACGCCGACCCUCGCACGUCUCCACGCACAUGCAACCCCGACACGGGCCACUGCCUGAGCUGCAUCAACAACACCACAGGCCUGCACUGCGAGCGCUGCCGCAGCGGCUACACUGGAGACCCACUCACACGCACCUGUAGAGCCAUAGUCAUCCCUACUCCUGAGGUCCGGACUACUCCCUCCUCCACCCAGAGCAGCAGCAGCAUCAUGAGCUCCGUCAACGGCACGUCCCCCACACUCACCCCUAGCACCACGGCCGCUCAGGCCCUGCUCACCACGCUGGGUCCGCCGACCGACAACACCACCACGGCCCCGCUGGACGGCGUCUCCUGGACGCAGUUCAACAUCAUCGUGCUGGCGGUCAUCAUCGUGGUGGUGGUGGCGCUGAUGGGAGUGGCGGGCGGCCUGUACACAUAUCGCGAGUACAGGAAUCGCAAGCUCAACGCGCCCUUCUGGACCAUCGAGCUGAAGGAGGACAACAUCAGCUUCAGCAGCUACCAUGACAGCAUCCCCAACGCCGACGUGUCGGGGCUGCUGGAGGACGAGGGCGGAGACGUGGCGCCCAAUGGGCAGCUGGCACUCAGCAGCCCCGCCAACCUCUACAAGGCGUGAAGGAGCACCCACUGACCACGCAGACCCACAGACAGACUCUUAUUCCCCUCUCUCUUGGGUGGGAAGGGGUGGGGGGCCCUCUCGUACUGUAUUCCUCUCCACAACACCA
This is a messenger RNA of Alosa alosa (allis shad), 2013 nucleotides long. RefSeq names its product multiple epidermal growth factor-like domains protein 9. The record is from RefSeq and is a predicted model, not a curated record. Gene Ontology annotation, biological process: axon guidance. NCBI's taxonomy places the organism in Eukaryota, Metazoa, Chordata, Actinopteri, Clupeiformes, Clupeidae. Gene Ontology annotation, molecular function: extracellular matrix structural constituent. Gene Ontology annotation, cellular component: basement membrane.